Mauremys reevesii (Reeves's turtle) is the source of this 2370-nucleotide messenger RNA. RefSeq names its product transcription factor 23 (gene TCF23). Gene Ontology annotation, molecular function: protein dimerization activity; RNA polymerase II transcription regulatory region sequence-specific DNA binding; DNA-binding transcription factor activity, RNA polymerase II-specific. Bases 17 to 724 code for a protein of 235 amino acids. The transcript is spliced from 3 exons. Gene Ontology annotation, biological process: developmental process; regulation of transcription by RNA polymerase II. The record is from RefSeq and is a predicted model, not a curated record. Lineage: Eukaryota; Metazoa; Chordata; Testudines; Geoemydidae.
CCUCCCAGACCUGCCGAUGGGAGCAGACUGCCCGGGCUGGCCCGGGACUAGCAGCACCGCUGUGCUGGGCAUGGCCGAAAGCACCUUUGCAGGGGCGGAAGGGAAGCGAAUGGAGACGUGCAGCCCCAGGCCAGCCUCUGCCCCGGCUGGCGGGAAGAUGAGAGGCAGCCCAGGCACCCCAAGGCUCCCCCCGGGCGGGAGGAGAGCAAGCCAGCGAGAGGUGGGCAGCAGCCAGGGAGCCAGCAACGCGCCCAGCCACAGCCACAGCGCGACGGGGCCCCUCCCAGCUGCAGGCAGGGGCCAGGCCAGCUGUGCUCUGCCCAGAGGGAGCGCGGGGAAGCUGUGUCCCGAGAACGCCGCCCGGGAGCGGAGCCGCGUGCGGACCCUGCGCCAGGCCUUCCUGGCGCUCCAGGCUGCGCUGCCCUCGGUCCCGCCGGACACCAAGCUCUCCAAGCUGGACGUGCUCGUCCUGGCCACCAGCUACAUCGCCCACCUGACCCACACCUUGCACCAGGGCCAGCCGCCCCCCGAGGCAGCCCCACUGGCGAGGGCGCCCAGCUUCCUGCACCCCAUGAAGAAAUGGCCCAUGCGGUCCCGUCUCUACGCUGGAGCCUGGGGCGCGGACGUUGCUGACAUGCCGGCAGCUGCCCCCGCAGUCCCCAGCAGCAGGAUGAGGAGGGCCUGUGAGGGGGGCAACCCGGGGGCCGGCGGGGCAGCCCUGUGACCCCUCCCAGCCUGCAGCCCCCUGCAUGGAGCCGAGCCCUGGACUGGCCCAGCCGGCUGCCUGCGCCCCACGGGACUCGCCUCGCCCCUGGCACCAGCAGCCAUGUGCACCGGGCCUGGCUGCCCCGGCUGGCACCGCCUCCUGCCACUGGCUCCAGCUCUCCUAGGGGUCUCUGCCGUCCCCGGGACAGCCCUGCCCGUGCCACGCCGCAGCGCCCCAUUGCCCGGCCUGGCCAGCGAGGGACCGCAGGCGAUGGACUCAUCCCCGCCCUGCAGGGCCAAGCCAGGCUCCAGGCCGAGAGGAAGAGGAGGGAAGAGAGGGGGGAGGAGGAAGCCUGGCUGGGCACAGGCCAGAGGGCAGGUGGGAGCCACAUCACAGCGUGCCCUGUCCAGCCCUUGCCGUGGUCCCUGACCCCACGCUGUGCGAUCUGGGUUUGAUGGGCAGCGCGGUCCAGUCCUGGCCAUCAGGACUCCUGGGUUCUGUUCUUGCUGACGCAGUCGGUAGCCUUGGCCAGGUCGCCAGAGCAUAUGGACAUGGGAUCCGAGCCGGGAGCCACCUCGCCCGCAGUCCCGGCUCUCAUGGUGGCCAGUGCCAGGCGCUGCAGGGGGGUCCCAGAACCCCGCAGUGGCAGCUGCAGCUAAUCCGCCCCGUGAAGGCCUCCCCGGUCUCUGAGCAGGAGCCGCUGGAGGCCUGAAGCUGGGGUUUCAUUCGCUGCCCCGAAGUGCCCUUAAGGCAGAGUUCAGGCUGAGCACUGACCCUGCCAUGUGCCCACCCCAGCCUGGGACCCGUCUCGGUGCCCUUGGGAGCCCGACCUUCGCCUGCCGUGCAGACGGGCGUCCGGGACACUCCCUGUGCCCGUGGCUUGGAGAGCCCUGGGGGGGCCCAAUGCUGCCCAGCGCCACGUGCCGGUCUCAAGCCAGUGCCCCGGGCACGGGGACCUUCGAGCCGUUUGGCUAUUAAAGUGAGUGCUGUAUGGGGGAGCCCCUUGGGCACCCCCCCCCCCGCGCCACUGACCCUGCUCCUGCCCGUGCUCAGUGAUUGCGGGGGGCCAAGCAGGACUGACAUCUGUCCCAUGCGGCCUGGGCUGCCGCUGUUAAUGCUGCCUAGUGUCUCUCAGCCCCUGCAGCGCCCCAUGAGCACAGCAAUUCUCCGGCCAAGCUGACUACACGGGGAUUUCCCAGCACUCGGACGAAUCGGCUCUUAAACCGUCACCAUCGUGCAGCACCCCUGCCUUCCAGCCAGUGACUGUUACUGAGACCGGCGCUGGGAGCCACGGGCAGCCCCUCUCUGAACUCCCCAGAUACUUGCCUCAACAACUUCCAGUGGCAGCGAGUUCCACAGGCUGAUUACGCAGCAUGGAACCAAUCUUUCCUUGUAUCAGCUCUGAAUUUCCCCCUUUGAACGUCCUUGACGGUCCCUUAGGCUUGGCCUCUGGGGCCGGGGGAGCAGAAUCUGCCUUCUCUGAGCGUCCUGGUUUUAGAGCCUUGUAGCACAUCCCUGCUCUGUCCCCCUGGAAGGCAACCAGCCCAGUUGUCUGUGCACAGCAGAGGUUUUCCAGCCCGUGUUGCCUUCUGCUGACCCCCCCAGUCUGCGCUCUCCUUGGCAGGGGAGGGCCCCGCACUGCACACGGGGGCUCUGGAUUAUUC